This is a messenger RNA of Closterium sp. Yama58-4, 888 nucleotides long. The record is from the annotation of a GenBank genome assembly. NCBI's taxonomy places the organism in Eukaryota, Viridiplantae, Streptophyta, Zygnematophyceae, Desmidiales, Closteriaceae.
AUGUCGAUAAUAACGGGGAUACUAGGGGCAAUCACGUUGACAAGUCCUGAGCCUGCUAGCUCGAAACGUCUGGAAAAGAAGGCUGUUGGCAAUUUGACUGAUCGCAGAAGCUCCUCUCUGCCAUCCAAUCCGUACGCGCAGGCGUUAUCCUUGAUACGAGCGGGAGAGUGGAGCAAGCUCACCAGCGAACUCUGCAAGGCGUAUCUGCGGUACUACGGCCUGCGGCCGAGCAACUCGAAGGCUGACCUGAUCAGCCGCAUUCAUAGGCAUUACGAACUCAAGGACGUUCAGUCAGCCAAGCGCCAGUACCCACGCGCGUCCUUCUUCAUCGAUUGUACAGGUGAUGUUUGCAGAAACGACAUUGUUUUCUUCAAUCAGCGAGUAUCCACGGGGUCAGUCCCAAGGAAUGAGAGGAAGGCAACGCAUGGAGGGUAUCGGUCAGUGGCAGGGAGAGUGGUCAGUGAGAGCUACGGUGUGAAGAAGCAGCAGCACACAUUCACUGUGGAGGUUAUUUGGAGCUCUGGCUUGCAUGCGCUGGCUCCAAUGACGCAGCUUUUUGUGAAGGGAAGAGUACUGUACAGACAUAAGACAUUCCGACAGAAAUGGCCCAAUGAGGCAGAUCGAGUGGCAGCCAUUGCAGAGAAGCAUGCGAGGGGAGACGAGGCCCGCAGCAUGCGGGAGAAGCGGCUCGCAAACAGGCCAUUACAAGUCAGGGACCCCAUGGCCGGUCAAGCCAUCCCAGCCCUGCCAGCAGCAGGGGUAGGAAACGCCCACGGUGUGAAAACAGGUGGACGCCGAGGAAAAGGCGGACCAGCAGCAGGUCUAGGCUUCCAAUACAGUGAACAGGACUUGCACUGCAUGGUGAAGGAAGUCUGUUGCUUGACAUAA